CUGUCCACCCACAACAAGCGAGGCGAGGGAGGCUCCCGGCGCGGGUCGACUACGCAAGGCUACAGCCAGCUGCCCACCGAGCCCAGGGGGUGUGCGUGUGUGCGUGUGCGCUGCGUCCCUUCGAGGGCCAGGAGCGCGGCAAGGCGGUGGCCUCCCCCCAGACGUGGAAGCCGCUGUGGCUCAAGGAGCUGAAACUCAAGGAGCUGAAACUCAAGGAGCUGAAGCCGCUCGCGUCCGCGAAGCUGGGAAACCCCCCGUUGUCGUCGGACGAAGAGAACGAGCUGUUUAGCCGGACGACGCAAAAGUAGGUGAGGGAGCCGGGGCAGGGGCGGGGGACGGUGUCAAGUGGCCGCGGCGUCUAAUUUUGUCACUCGCGCCGGGAGUUGUGGGGCGAGACGCAACUGGGACGUGCCGCGGGCACCAUGGCGCUCGCCUGCCUGCGCUUCUGGGUCGAGACGCCGCUCCGCUACGGCGACCUGCUGGAGGCCAGCGGACUCCUCGACGAGCCCGAGCGCUUCCGCCUCCGCCACGACCUUUUCGCCCUGCCCGGUCCGCGCGUCGCUGCUGCCGGGGCCGUGGCGCUGGACGAGGACCGCCGGGACGUGGACGCGGCGAGGCCCCCGGGUGAGCCGGAGCCGAGCCAGUCUGGGCCCAGGAAGGCGGAAUCCCAAGAAUUUGGGCUGCACGAAUCCGGAUCCCAGAUUUCUGGAUCCCCGACAGGCCGAGAGUCCGCCGCCGCCGGCGAGGAGUCGCGCUCCCGACAGCGGACGUCUCGCCAACCUGGGCCACGCGAGCUCCAGAUUCACGACUGUGAAUCACAGGAGUCCCACGCUGGAUCACGAGGGCCAGAACCUCCAGGACCUCGCGGCUCGGGAUCUGGGACUCCAAGUUCCGGCGCGUCCGCACCUCCGAGGCCCAACUCUCCCGAGUCCGAGUCUCGCGAAUCCGGGCCCCGCCCGCCGGGCCCUCCGCGCUUCCGCCUGCUGCUGGACCUGCUGCAGUUCCGCCCCGAGGACGUCCUGCUGCAGGUGUGCGAGGGCUGGCUGUUGCUGCGCGCCGAGCACGCGCCGCGCUUCGACGCGCAGGGGCUGUGCGCCCGCCGCGUGACGCGCGCGCACGCCCUGCCCGCCGGGGUGGGCGCGUGCCACCUGCGGGCCCUGCUGUGCCACGACGGCAUCCUCGUGGUGGAGGCCACGGAGGCGGCCUGACCCUCGUUGCCCCACAACCCCCAACCCCGACUCGGACCUGCCCGACCCCAACCGCCACGGUGACGUCUGCCGUCGGGAUCGUUCGCUCGCAUCGCGCGCGCGUUCGUGGGUGCCGCUCGCUGACAGCGCCCGGCUCAGCAGGCUGUUGAGGCUAUACGGGGGAUCUUUGGUUGGCGUCUAGCGUGUUGAAAAAUACUUAAGAUGUUAGUAUUGCCUCUUCUCUGUUGCGCAAUCUCUUCCGCUUCUCGUCCCUCCCCCCACGACCCCUGUCACGAUCCCCAUGCACCCCUCCAUCGCGGUGUCACUCAUUCCUCGGCCCUUGCAGCGCGCCCCUGCCAUCUCAAUCACGAUUCUAUUAUCCUGUCAACGUUUUGCAAACUAUGCGAAGCGCCUUGAGUGACUGCGCUCUAAAAAUAUAAAAUGACCUUGGAUGCGGGACAGAUGUGACGGCGCAUGUCAUUGCCUGCGUGUUUAUGGUGUCAUCACUUUGCUCCGUUGCUGUAACUUUUGUUGUUUUGGUGACCUCCCAGGUCGAUCUUGCAAAUGAGAGCACGGAAUCCCUGGCCUCUCACCUCGGGUUACACAAAAUAUCAACUUGGACGUGUUGCCUGUGCUACACAAAUACACCACAAGACGGCGCUGUGAGCCAGCACUGUGCCCGCUAUCAUAUUCCAUUGAAAUAAAGGUGGCAAUAUUGAA
Lethenteron reissneri (Far Eastern brook lamprey) is the source of this 1907-nucleotide messenger RNA. RefSeq names its product heat shock protein beta-3-like. The record is from RefSeq and is a predicted model, not a curated record. Gene Ontology annotation, cellular component: cytoplasm; nuclear speck. Lineage: Eukaryota; Metazoa; Chordata; Hyperoartia; Petromyzontiformes; Petromyzontidae.